Cuscuta europaea is the source of this 1072-nucleotide messenger RNA. The record is from the annotation of a GenBank genome assembly. Lineage: Eukaryota; Viridiplantae; Streptophyta; Magnoliopsida; Solanales; Convolvulaceae.
CAGACUUGAUUCAUCGGACUAUUAACUUGUUAGCACAAAAAUUCUCCAUUAAGGAUUUGGGGUCAUUACAUUACUUUUUGGGCAUACAGGUUACCCCUGCAUCAGAUGGACUCUUACUUGAUCAACACAAGUACAUUACAGAUUUAUUACAGGUGUUGAACAUGCACGAGGCGAAUCCAGUAUCCACGCCUUUAGCUUCCUCAGCUUCCUUGACUCUGUUUGAUAGCUCAGGUUCUUGUGAUGUCACUCUCUAUCGUCAAGCUAUUGGAUCACUUCAGUAUUUAAGCCUCACCCGACCUGAUACGGCCUUUGCAAUCAACAAGCUAGCCCAGUUUAUGCACAAACCCACGGUGAACCAUUGGCAGCUCAUGAAACGUCUCUUGCGGUAUCUUCACGGAACAGCCUCUCAUGGUUUAUAUCUCCGUCGGAGUUCUCACCUUUCAUUGUGUGCUUAUGCUGAUGCAGACUGGGCGGGAAAUCCAGAUGACCGAUCCUCUACCAGUGCUUAUGCCAUUUUUCUCGGAGAAUCGCUUAUUUCAUGGAAGUCCUCCAAGCAACGCACAAUUGCCAAAUCCUCAACCGAAGCAGAGUAUCGGGCCCUAUCCACUGCUGCAUCUGAAACUCUUUGGAUUGAGUCACUUCUUCAUGAGCUUCGACAUUCCCCUUCUUCUCCUCCAGUUCUUCUAUGUGAUAAUAAAGGCGCUACCACCUCUUCUGCCAAUCCGGUGUUCCAUUCCCGAAUGAAACAUGUUGCCAUUGAUUUCCAUUUUGUUCGUCAACGUGUGCAACGUGGCCUUCUUCGGGUUCUUCGUAUCCCCUCGCAUGAUCAACUAGCUGACAUUCUCACCAAACCCCUUUCACGACAACGGUUUGUUUUUCUACGUGACAAGCUCAGGAUUCUCAGCACUGAUAGAAUACCUGGCUUGCGGGGGCAUAUAGACAGAAGAGUCUAGACAGCUCUAGAGAUCAGUUACAUGAGUUACAAAAUAAAUUAGAAUAUUUGUAUUUAAUACUUCAGUUACAAAUCUUUGUAUUUAAUAUUAUAAUUAGUAGCUUAGCUCUAAAAUGUUGU